Ctenocephalides felis (cat flea) is the source of this 1176-nucleotide messenger RNA. RefSeq names its product GTPase Era, mitochondrial-like. The record is from RefSeq and is a predicted model, not a curated record. Gene Ontology annotation, cellular component: mitochondrial matrix. Gene Ontology annotation, molecular function: rRNA binding; ribosomal small subunit binding; GTP binding. Lineage: Eukaryota; Metazoa; Arthropoda; Insecta; Siphonaptera; Pulicidae. Gene Ontology annotation, biological process: ribosomal small subunit assembly. The coding region runs from base 49 to 1176 and encodes 375 amino acids. The transcript is spliced from 6 exons.
GUAAUACCACUUUUAUCUUCUAGUACUUUCAUUCACUUACUUCUAAAGAUGAAUAAAAUAACAUUAUUGUGUAGAAGUACAUUAGUCAAUCAAUUUAUCAAAUCAUCUAUAAUUGGCAAUGUAUCAAUAAUCACAAAAUCUUUUUGUUCAAACCCUAAUUUUAAACCAUUUGAAAAUAACACGCAAUUAGACGAUUCUACAGAAAGAAUUGUAAAUGUUGCUGUUAUUGGUUUGCCAAAUGCUGGUAAAAGUACUUUGAUCAAUAAUCUUAUUGAUCGCAAGGUUUGUGCUGCCUCGAGUAAAGUGCACACUACGAGAAAAGUUGCCAAAGGAAUUUGUACAGAAGGCAAUACACAAAUUGUAUUCCUCGAUACACCAGGAUUAGUCACAAAGCAAGAGAAAAACAGAUAUCAGUUAGAGGAAUCAUUUGUUAACUCUUUCAAAUCAUGUAUGGAAGCGGCUGAUGUUGUUUGCGUUGUUCAAGAUGCUAGUAAUCACUGGACUAGAGACAAAUUACACAAUAAAAUUAGAAAGCUUCUCGAUAGAUUUUCAAAUGUUCCUAGCGUUUUGGUAUUAAACAAAAUAGAUUUACUAAAAUCUAAACGAGUAUUGCUAGACUUAGUGAGGAAUUUAACUGAGGGAAAGUUGUCGGAUAGACAUCAUAAAGAUGAAAGUCCUGUUGAUUUUGAUCUUGAUUAUUCAGAAAAUAAUGAUGAUAAACUAGAACCAUUAGAUAAUGAAAAGAAGAAAGGUUGGCCUAAAUUCACUAAUGUUUUUAUGGUUUCUUCAAUUGAACACACAGGAUUAGAAGAGCUCAAGGAAUAUCUCACAGCAUUGUCUAGACCAUGUCCAUGGAUUUACAGCCCAUUACAAAAUUCAGAUUUAUCAAAUGAUAAAAUAAUAACAGAGGCAGUACGUGCUAAACUUUUAGAUUUCAUGCCCCAAGAAAUUCCAUAUAAGUUAAAAGCAGAACUUGAAUUGUAUGAGGAAAGCGAAGAAGGUAUAAUCACAGCUUCUGUAGUAGUUACUUGUCCAAGUGAAAGGAUAAGAAAAUUAUUAGAAGGUUCUGCAGGAGGUAAACUUAGACAAAUUACAAAUUAUGUAACAGCAGAUCUGCGAGAAGCAUUCUAUCAACCUGUUAAUUUAAUUAUAUCUACUGCUGUAACUCCAAAUUAA